ACCCAGCGGUCGUGGCUGCCGGGGCGGUUUUUCGGUCUGCUCCGAAGGUGGAGUAACUAAGAAUGAGCGGAACCCUGGGAAAGGUACUGGGCCUGUGGAAAGAUGCUGUUUUUAAGCAAACCUUUUCUCUCCUGAGAUUCAGAAUUUUGAGAGAGAAUCCCAUUUGUUCUGCAGGUGGUGUUGUUCUGAGGUCCAGUCGGUACUACAGGACAAAGCCUACUCAUGGCAUUGGCAGAUACAGACACUUGGUGAAAGUGCCAGAGCCUAAAAAGAAGAAAGCAAAAGUGGACGUGAGAGCCAUUAAUCUGGGGACAGAUUAUGAAUAUGGUGUUUUAAAUAUUCACUUGACUGCUUAUGACAUGACUCUGGCAGAAAGCUAUGCCCAGUAUGUCCACCGCCUCUGCAACCGGCUCUCUGUCAAAGUUGAGGAAAGUUACGCGAUGCCCACUAAAACCAUGGAGGUGAUGAGGCUACCAGACCAAGGCAACAAAAUGGUCCUAGACUCAGUCCUUACCACCCAUGAGCGAGUGGUUCAGAUCAGUGGUCUGAGUGCUACGUUUGCAGAGAUUUUCUUGGAAAUACUCCAAAGCAAUCUUCCAGAAGGAGUCAAGUUGUCAGUGAGGGAGCACACCGAAGAAGACUUCAAGGGAAGGUUCAAAGCUCGGCCAGAACUGGAGGAAUUGUUGGCCAAGUUGAACUAAACACUGCAAGCCCUCUCAUGCCAUCAUCGGCCUCAGAGAAACUCUUCCUGCAUGAAGAGAAAAGCCAAGAGAGUGAGUGCGCAUACUGGGA
Arvicola amphibius (Eurasian water vole) is the source of this 792-nucleotide messenger RNA. RefSeq names its product 39S ribosomal protein L48, mitochondrial-like. Lineage: Eukaryota; Metazoa; Chordata; Mammalia; Rodentia; Cricetidae. The coding region runs from base 63 to 701 and encodes 212 amino acids. Gene Ontology annotation, cellular component: mitochondrial ribosome. The record is from RefSeq and is a predicted model, not a curated record. The transcript has a single exon.